CUGUGUCACCCCCCCGGGCCAGCCGUAGCCUGACAUUGCGGGGGCCACCGGGAAGCUCCGUGGCAGUGGCGCCGGAGCAUUUCCCGCCAUCGUGCCGUGCCGGAGGCACCAGGAAUUCCCACAGCCGGCAGCCUUGGCCAGCGCAGGGUCCCAGGGAUCCCGGGCAGCUCCGCGUGGGGCCGGUGGGGUUCCCCACGCGGUGUGAAUUCCCCCCGUGGCGAUGCCGAGGGCUCCUCGCCGGGCGGGGGCUGGAGGCUCUGGCAGCGGCGGGGCCGGGCCGGGCCGGGCCGCCUCUAGGCGCAGGUGCCGGGGCAGGUGCCCUCCCUCGGGGACGGCUCGUGUUUCCGGGCCCCGUCGGGGGCUGAUGGGCUGGCACCAGUUGCUCCAGCCCCACCGGGGCUUUGUUCGGAGCCGUUUCCUUUUGGCUCGGCCGUGCCGCCCUCCCCUUGGCACCCGGCCCGCGGCGCGGGGGGAGCCGGCAGCACAACCCCGGUCUCUGCCGGCACCCCCGGUCACAACGGCCCGGCAGCGGCUGCCACUCAUCUCCUCCGCCCCGCUCCCCGCCGAGCUCUUUCGGCGCCUCCGAGAGCCCUCCCCAGGCCACUGCGCUGCCAGGGCCCACGUGGGGCUGCGGGACGCUCUGGGGAUGUGGAUGGAUCCAGCCUGGACCCACCUGGAGUGGACACAAGGUCCAGCAAUCCCCCUGGCCGGGCAGGGGUCCUGGGCAGCUCCUGCCCUGCGGACAGUCAGCAGUUGGUCUGGUGUGAGCAGCGAUUCUCAGAUCACCUCUUGGCUGUGGGUGGUGCAGGGAGCAUCCGCCACGGCACGGCUGGGGGGACCUGUUCUCUCUCCUGCCCUGGGGCUGCAGAUUCUCACUGGCUGUGGGCUGCAGCCCUGGAGCUCCAGAGCUGCCUGAGGAGCCCCAAAGCCAAUUGUUGCAUUCCUGGAAAAGCCCAUGCAGCAGGAUCUGCCCUCACCCUGCUCCCCCCCCUUUCCCCCAUGCACACAAGCCCUGGAGGAACCGGUUUGGGCCCUGCGGGCAGAGCUCCUUCCUUCCCCCCCACCGCCUUAACGGGGAGAGCAGGAAGGGCACGGUAGAGAGGGAGGUCCCUGGCUCCGAGCUGUGGUGGCGUUUGCCGCUUCCUGCUCCCUGUCAGGCUUGGUGCCGUGGGCUGGGGGUGUGCUGAGCCCUUGCCCUGUCCCCAGUUCAGCAGCCUGGCACGCGUGUCAGGGAGCUGGCCAGCAGUGUGAGCUCUCUGGCGGAUCUGUGCUCGAACCAUCGCUGUGCAGCAGCUCAGCUCUGCAGAUGUCAUCAAGACCACGAUGGCGUGAUCUAAUCGCUUCCAUUUCCUUCUUCCUGGGGCUGAUAAGCGGGACACUGCUCAUGUGCUGGACAGGAGAGCAGCCCGCGGGGGCAGGCCCCGAGAACAUCGCAGGGUGUGCACCCACAGCUGCUCAUCGCCGUGCCACGCAGAGGCCACGCUGCAGGCACACGGUGCUGCCGGUGCUCCUCUGCCAUCGAUGUCCUCUGCCGUCCUGUCACAGCCCAGCCAGGCCCUGGGGCUCACGGUGGACGCUGGGCUGGCCAGCCGGGGUCUGCCAGUGACACCAUGCCCACACUGGGGUCUGCCUCACGCACCCCAGCCCAUCCAAAGCUCCCUUCCCAGCACAGUUCAGGCUGCUGGACCUGCUCCCAGGGCCCCUUGUUGUCCCCGACAGUCCAGGCACCACUGGGCUGUGCUCUGGGCUGGGCCAUGCCCACGGCUGCGCUGACUCCCUGCCCCGGGCAGCCCGUUCCUGCCCAGGCCUCAGCCCGUUCCUGCCCAGGCCUCUCUGACCCGGCACGGCCUCUGGCUCCUGCUCGGUUCCUGAGGGCUUUAUGGCUGGGCUGCCCCGUUUUGGAGAAGAGGGGGAGCACUCCUACACACUUCAGGGUGACACCAUGGCCCCGCUGGGGUGAGGCUGAGCGGGACUGAGACCCUCUCGGGAUGCCUGGGCGCAGCCCUGUGGCCCUGGCCUGACACACCCAUCAUGGCGGCGCCCGCUGCCCGCCAC
This is a messenger RNA of Passer montanus (Eurasian tree sparrow), 2055 nucleotides long. RefSeq lists its product as uncharacterized. Lineage: Eukaryota; Metazoa; Chordata; Aves; Passeriformes; Passeridae. The record is from RefSeq and is a predicted model, not a curated record. The transcript has 2 exons. Bases 221 to 916 code for a protein of 231 amino acids.